CAAUCACAGAGCUCUGACCAAUUAGAGCGCAGGGUGAUUGUUUAGCUCCACGGGCUGCAGCGCCUACCAUGAAUCUCUAUUCAGUAUCAAAGCGUCCUGCUGCUGCCUCUCAACCGAAUGGGAUUCCAUGUUGUCUGCAGAUAGACUUAACUUUAUAAAGUUUUUUUCCUUUAUUUUUCAUUGCGAUUAAAAUAUAUUUGUCAUCAUCAUUAUUAUUUUGCCUGCUGUCAAGUUAUUCUAAAAUUAGGAAGUAAUGAGCGUGGAUGCAUUGGGAAGCCCCGUUAUGGACCCUACGUUUUCCAAACGGAACACGGCGCUGAGAUUAGUUGACUUGGCAGGGGCUCACCACCAUCACCAUCAUCACCACCAUACCCCUCAGAGCGUGACAGGCUUCCCGGGGUUCAGCAGCCAUCCACACUCAAUGGCUCACUCGCACCCUGGGGAGAUUACUGCGGAACCCCGCCUGGGGCCGAGUCCAUUCGGGCCAGAACACAUGGGGCACUCCGCGGCCCUCAAAAUCAGCCCAGCCCAUCAUUAUCCCCACCACCAUCACCACCACCACAAUCAUCAUAUGGCAGGCCACAGUGAAGUGGUCUCCAGUCAAACGGGAGCUUUUGGCCCGGUUCAGGCGACGUCGGUCCCCUAUUCUAUGUCUCACACGGCCCAGGCUCUAUCCGCAGGUAGGGAUUUUCUCAUCCGGAGAGAUCUGACAGCUCAAGCCAUGCCCGUACUGACUGACCAGACCGCUGGUUCAGCCUCUCACCACGGAAUGUUUGUCUCAACAACAGGUAGCUAUCCCGGACACUAUGGUCAUCAUCCUGACGCUGGGAACCAUACCACCCUCUUCUCCGGACUUCAUCACGAGCAGCCUUCUAGCGGAUCACCGGGUGGCCAAGCACUGAAUGGACAAAUAAGGUUAGGACUACCUGGAGAAAUGUAUGUCAGGUCUGAUCACUUGAGUCAAGUGGCAAGCUCCAGGGCUGAUCCGUUCUCCGCCUCGCCUUUGCAUGGCUACGGUGGUUUGAAUCUGAACAUGAAUCUCAGCGCUCACCACCAUCACCACCACGGAGCCGGAGCUUUUUUCCGCUACAUGAGGCAGCCAAUAAAGCAAGAGCUAAUCUGCAAGUGGCUGGAGCCGGAGCACUCGCCGAAGAAACUUUGCUCCAAAACUUACAGCACCAUGCACGAACUCGUAACGCAUGUGACAGUGGAGCACGUCGGAGGACCAGAGCAAGCGAACCAUAUAUGCUUUUGGGAAGAGUGUCCGAGGGAAGGAAAACCGUUUAAAGCAAAGUACAAACUUGUGAAUCACAUUCGAGUGCACACCGGGGAGAAACCGUUUCCAUGCCCAUUCCCUGGCUGUGGGAAAGUGUUUGCAAGAUCAGAGAAUCUAAAGAUUCACAAAAGGACGCACACAGGUGAGAAACCCUUCAAAUGUGAAUUUGACGGCUGCGACAGACGGUUCGCCAACAGCAGUGACCGGAAAAAGCACUCCCACGUCCACACCAGCGAUAAACCCUACAACUGCAAAGUGAGAGGCUGUGAUAAGUCCUACACGCACCCCAGCUCGUUGAGGAAACACAUGAAAGUUCAUUGCAAGUCCCCACCGCCCAGUUCGGGCUACGAGUCUUCGACCCCUUCCCUGGUGUCCCCCUCUUCAGACUUGGGCCGGGAGCCAGGGGGCUCCUCGGUGCUGUCGGAGCCGGUUGGAGCCUCCCAGCCAGCGAAUUUAAGCGAAUGGUACGUGUGCCACAGCUCAGGUGCCAGUGGUGCCCAAACACCACCCAGCGGUCACUCCACACCUGACCGCGCAGAUGAGGCACCUUACAGAAACCCGGAACCGAGGGACGCGUUUUAACACGGUUAAGUUCUGCGUUUUGAAAAAAAAAAACAAAACAAAAAAAACCCUUUUUUUUAUGAAAAACAAAGACAGAAAGAAAAAAUAAUGUUUUGGCUGUGGUGCCUAUAUCCUGUGACUGGUCUCCUCCCCUUUUUUUAUUUGUAUUUUGGAUGAGCCACAAAACAGACAUCCAGAGCCAAGAGACGCACUUCACCACAUGGCAGGGGGAAAAGGUGCAAACUUUAAAAGCGUGCUAACUUCCUGGCACAGAACAGAAUUUAUUUUUUUUUUUUCAAACCUCGGUUAUCCAAAAAUAUUGGCUCGGUGCCUCCGCCCUGACUGGUCCACUUGUGGAGAGAAUCGUGUAAUUCUGUUAGACAACGUGAUUCAUUAUUGUAGGCUAGACGUGUUGUUGUAAAUUUGAUUUGUAAAUUCGAGUUUUUAAGUUCAAUAUGUUUUUAUUUAUUUUUAAAUCUGAUAUUGCAGGAUUUUGUAUAAUUGAACCAAAGUGCAUGUUUCAAUUCGAGCAAAAAUUGUACAUUUGUAAAUUUUGUAAGUUUCGAUGUGUUGAUGUCGAUAGUUUUGUAAGAGUCUGUCUCAGAGCAGUUUUCUUACUGAAUACUGCAGAUCUUUGUACAAACAUUUUAUGUUUACAUCGCGUUUUUCCUUCGUCUGUGCAACAAUUCAACUGUUUCAUAAGCCUGCAGUAUUUGGUAAACAACCGUGAAAUGAUAAAUGUUUUUAUCCAAGUGGGCAUUUUGUGUUUUUUUUUUUUUUAUCUUUGUUGUUAAUGUUUUUAUUUUAUCUGAAAUCGAGCGACACUAAAAUUACGUACCAAACUGCCUUGUAAUUUGUGAGUAUUUUGAAUAAAUCUUGUAUGACAAAAGUGAAAAAUGAAACUAUUCAAAUCUAUGGAAUUACCAGGCAUUUUAGUUUACACCUUUUGGUUCCAUUUUCUUUUUUUUUUCCGUCCUUAAAUGUUCUUGUAGAAAAUAAUAAAUCAGCUACUUCCUUUAUAGUCAGCCUGGUU
Molecule: messenger RNA, 2870 nt
Organism: Melanotaenia boesemani (Boeseman's rainbowfish)
Lineage: Eukaryota; Metazoa; Chordata; Actinopteri; Atheriniformes; Melanotaeniidae
Gene: zic4
Product: zic family member 4
Exons: 2
Coding region: 254-1858 (534 amino acids)
Biological process (GO): regulation of transcription by RNA polymerase II; central nervous system development
Cellular component (GO): nucleus
Molecular function (GO): DNA-binding transcription factor activity, RNA polymerase II-specific; RNA polymerase II cis-regulatory region sequence-specific DNA binding
Source: RefSeq, a predicted model, not a curated record